AUGCCUGGAGCAGGGGCUGCCAUCUGGAGAACACAGGCCGCGGCAGUCCUUCUGGCUGGGGCCUCGGCCGAGCGGGCCCCGGUGCUGUGGUCCUCGCGCCUCUCCUCGGCCUCCUCGGGGGAAGGGAAGGCCGGGCGGGGCACAGGCUGCCAGCACCCACAGCCCUGCUCGGUCCGGAGCUGGCCCGAGGGCCCCGGCGCAGGCACGAGUACUUCGGCAGUGGUUUCCGUGCGACGCGUUCAUCCCGGCAGUCCGUCCUCCCUUUCCGAAAGGGCUGGGCGCCCCAGAGACUGGGGUGGGGUCUCCGCGUGGAUCCGGAGAGCGAACGGAGGGAGUGACGUUCUCCAAAGUUGCUCGGAGGGCCGGCCCCGUCCCCACGCUGGGCUCCGAGUCUCACUCAGUGCCUGCGACGGGCAGAGUCCCGCUGGAGGACGCAGGGCCGGUCGGGCAGGCCCUGCUUGUGGGGAAGAGACGGCAGGGGGUGGGGGGGCAGGAGUGAGCCUGGGGCACAGGGCCACCCAUGCUGACGGGGCGGAGCAAGCAGGCCGGGCUUCCGGGAGGCCGCAGCCUUUGAGCUGUGCCCUGAAGGGUGCCCAGGAGCCCCCCGAGUGGAGAGAGACUGUGGUGCUGCGUGCUUGCAGCGGGGCCCGGUCCCUUGGGGCCGUGAGCACUGACGCGGCGGAGGGUGUGGUCGGCUCAGCAGACGCCUCGAAGGCCAGCGGGAAGGUCAUCUCCUCGGGGCAAAGGAAGCUGCCCAGCGCCCCAGCCGGAAGAACAGCAGUCAGAGCCAGCCAGCUGGGGAGGGCCCGAGGCCGGGGGACCGCUGGACAAAGAGCCACAGGGACGCUGCACGGGGCUGGCGUGAGGGCGAUGCGGGCUCAGGCAGGGAGCAGGCCUGGCCGGGGCCCUGCUGGGGUCGGGGCCCGAGAGGGAGCCUCUGAACUGCAGCCUGGGCCCCUGCCCCCUCCCCCUCCCCACACCCCCUCCGGAAUAACUCAGGCCCCAGGCCUCCUUUCCUCCCGCGUCAGGGUUCAGCACGCCUCAGCCCCGACUGCUUCCGCAGCCCAGGCCUGGGGCCCGAUGCUGGCCGACUCCAGACCAGGCGCCCCAGACCGGCAGCAAGAGCCCCAAGAGGCAGGUCCUCCGCACAGCCAGGCCGGCCUGUCUGCCCACAGGGUCUCCUGGAGCACGGCCAGCCGCUCGGCAGAGACCACGUGCCCUCAGAGCUGGGAAUGCUUCCUGGCGGCCUUUCUGGAAGGUGCUCUAGGAGCUCCUGUGCACGGGCCUCCGCCGUCUGUGCCCGCUGGGCCCCCGGGCAGGGCUCUGCUCAGCCCCAGGGAUGGGGCAGCAGGACUCGGUGGUCAGCCCGCGGGUGCUGGAGGGUCCAGAACCUUCUCUGUCUCUGCUCCAAGACCACACCCGCGGCUGCUUGUCCCAAACUGACGGGGCACGGUUUCCUUCGUUGCACCAGGGAGACUUAAACGUCCUUUGGCAAAUGCAAUUAAAAUCGUCAAGUACAAUACGCUUCUCGCCAGUCUAAGAAAACCUCAGACCCGUUUCGAUUCCUUCUUUCGUGUCUCAGAAAACGUCUGUUGACGGGUGCACGUGGCGGGCGAUGGGCUGGACACUCCAGAGUCUGACCUCAGACCUCCCAGGACGGCCCACUGGCGACCUCACCGCCCCGCCUCCUGGCUGCGUGUGCAGCCCGCAGGGCCUGGAGCGGGGCCUGAUGGAGGCCACACCUUCUCUGCACAGGGUGACCCUGCCCAGCUCAGGGGGUGAAGGACAUGGUCAGAACUGCCGAGAUCUCCCGGCCCCAGGACUGCACCAAGGCCUUGGGGCUUGAGUCACUCAGAAGUAAAUGAACGUGUUUAUUGGUUUCGGUCUGAAGCAGGUGAGAAAGCACCCGAGGGCUUUGCAGUAAUUAAAAACCAGUGGGGCUGUCAGAGAGACGAGAAAAUCUCUCCUGUCUCCCGAUGGGCCCCAAACCUGGCUUUAGAGAAGAAACAGGAAGGUCGUCACUGGCGCGAUAAUUAAAAGAAUAAAGUGCCCAGAGCUCGGGCACCUCCGAGAACCCAGGGGGACCGGCUGGGCUCGGGGCCUGGGGCACAGGCCAAAGGGCUGGACGCAGCCCCUACCGGCCAGGAGGAAGAAACUUCUGAGCAACCAGCCUUGCAGGGGGCUGUGUGUCAGGGGUGGCCUGGAGCCAGGAGGUCACCCUGGGCAGGACGGUGGGGCCCCAGGUGGUCCCAGCCCCCAGACAGUGUCCCUCUGGCCAAGGCUGCCUGCGUUUCCAGGGAGCACACCCCGACCUCCGACCUCUGUGGUCAGUUCUCCUUCACCCCCUGAGCUGGAGCUCAGAGGGGCCAAGCAUGCAGAGUGGACCUGAAGACGGUGAGGUGACCCCAUGUUGUCCGCGAGGCUCAGGGCCCAAGCACUGAGAUGAUGGCCAGCCCUUCCGUGACCCUGGGAAGGGCCCCACUCAGCCCCCCAGGGGGACACUGGGGCCCAGGCCGCUCGCCAGGUCAGAGGCACAGGCUAGAGCCAGGGCUGCCUGAGCCCCUCGGAGGAACCACUGCCCAGGAGAGCCCGACCCAUGUGGGGUCCCCCCUCGCGGCUCAGCGUCUGUCAUGACGGCAAGGUGGGCUCAGGCACCCGCUGCCCCGGGCCCCCCCCAGUCACCUCCUCGCCCCCGGGCAUCUCUGCCGUGCCAGCGGACGUGCACUGGGGACGUGGUUGGGUUCUCGGCUGGGACUGCAGUGGCCUGGCCGCCGUGCGCUGUCACGGCCACAGACAGCAGUGCAGGGACCAGACCCCCGAGGCAGCUGUCCUGCAGCCAGGAGCCCCUGGAGCCCCCGAGGCAGGGGGACACUCAGUCCUAGACGGUGGGCGGCUUGGGGCAUCCCCAAAGCAAGGAGGGGUCGGCAGAGUGGGUUAGGGAGGAGGGUCUGCGGGGCAGGGGCGGUUCGAGGGAACGUGGGGAGACAGGGGGCCGCAGGUGGGAGCCAGGCCGGGCAGCUCUCUGGCCACUUCAGGGGGAUGGGGUGGUUGGGCCCUCAGGCCUGCAUGGUCUGUGACCCGGAAGCUGGGACUGGGUGCUUACCCAGACUGGGGUGUGGAUCCAGCCCAGCCGCUCAGUGCAGAACAUUCUGGAGCCUCCUCCAGCUCCAGCCAGUGGGCCAAGGUGCUGGACGCCCCUGCCUCCCAAGGAGCUCACUCCCACAAGGCCAGCAGGGCAAGGCCACUCCCACCUGUACUCUCCCCUCCCCCCGACGGUCACUCCCAGGGCCAGGCCUGGAGAACAGAGACCAGCAGAUGCGCAGGCGCCAGAAGCUCUGAGGCCAGAUGUGCUGACGCGCAUCCCGCCGGGGGGGUAAGGGGGAAGGUGGCCCAGGACUUCAUGGUCCAGGAGGCCCGGCCUCCAUACUCCUGUGCCCCUGCCGGCCGGCACCCGCUCUCUGACUGCCGUGCACUGGGUCCCACCACGUGACUUUGUGCCUGUGUGUCCACGGAGGUCUGUCUCUCACGCACACCUGCCCGCGAACAGCUCCAGCCCCGUGAACCCCAGCGCUUCGCUACCUGUUCGGUCCCACCUCUGCACACAGAGUCCAUAAUGACCGUUUUUAGAAUCAGCGCUAAACCUAUAAUUUCUCUGCAUAAAAGCAGAAUAGUUUUCAUGAGGUAGCUGAGGAACUCCCAAACACGUGUGCUUUUGUAAAAUUUAAUUUGUAUGUUUGGACACAGCCUUGUUUAAGAAGAACUCACUGAUGAAACACUGUUUGUUGUGCAUUUGCUGGGAGCUGGGCCUGACGCCCGCCUUUCCUCGGUCGCUUCCGAGGAGGGACGUGUGUUACCCCGUCUGCAGGCCGCAUGGCGCUGCCCCCGGAGCUGCUUCUGCCCCUUGGAAAGUUUCCUUCUCCAGAGGCAGAUUUGUUCUCUGACCUCAGGGGAGGGCACAAACAAUGUUCUUUUCAUGUCCUGUCGUUUAUCAUCGCGCAUGCGCUGCUACUUCUCCAUAGGGGUUUGAAACAUGAAUUUGCUUCACUAUAUUUCACCCAAUAUUUGAAUUUUUAAAGGACAAUUUACCUGUGCAGUGGAUCAGUAAAUGCC
This is a messenger RNA of Balaenoptera acutorostrata (minke whale), 4110 nucleotides long. RefSeq names its product collagen alpha-1(I) chain-like. Bases 1 to 1443 code for a protein of 480 amino acids. The transcript has 4 exons. Lineage: Eukaryota; Metazoa; Chordata; Mammalia; Artiodactyla; Balaenopteridae. The record is from RefSeq and is a predicted model, not a curated record.